AGGAAACGGCAGCCCACAAAGCAGAAGUAACCUCAGAGAGGGAAGUGUCUCAGGUGGAAGGAGCCAGCGCUCACUUUCUGGAACAUUUAAAAGAAAAGUUGGGACAGAGCUUGAGUGAGAAGGGGGCAAUUGGAGGGACAAUGCAGCUGCCUUUCGCUGGCCUGAUUCUCCUGGCAGGCUGUUUCUCGGCACCACCUGUCCCUGCGCUGACCACCCAAGGGGAGGUGAGGGGAACCCUGGGCGGGUCGGUGUCUGUGCCAUGUCAGUACCAGAAAGUAUAUCAGGGCAAUCCGAAAUACUGGUGCAGAGGAGCAGAGUGGAGCACCUGCUCCAAGGUCAUUGAGACUGCAGGGCUGGAGGCCGAGGUGAAGCGGGGCAGCGUCUCCAUCCAAGACAAUCACACCCUGAACACGUUCACUGUGACCAUGGAGAACCUGACCCUGGGAGACGCUGGGACCUACUGGUGCGGAAUAAAUAAAAGUGGACGUGAUCGUAAUUCCCGUGUUAAUGUGAUGGUUCUCCCCGCUCUCUCCACGGCAGUGAUGGUAACGACUGGAUCUCUCUCCACAGCAAACAUGACGGAGCACCCCAAAAGUACCUCCAUUGGUUUCCCUCACAAUGCUUUUCAGGCCCGUGUGCGAGAAACCAACCUCCAGUAA
Molecule: messenger RNA, 659 nt
Organism: Pelodiscus sinensis (Chinese soft-shelled turtle)
Lineage: Eukaryota; Metazoa; Chordata; Testudines; Trionychidae
Source: RefSeq, a predicted model, not a curated record